This is a messenger RNA of Parathielavia appendiculata, 717 nucleotides long. RefSeq lists its product as uncharacterized. The transcript is spliced from 3 exons. NCBI's taxonomy places the organism in Eukaryota, Fungi, Ascomycota, Sordariomycetes, Sordariales, Chaetomiaceae. Bases 1 to 717 code for a protein of 238 amino acids. The record is from RefSeq and is a predicted model, not a curated record.
AUGGUCAACGGAACCCAAAACCGGAGGCAACCGCGACCCCGGGUCCACCACCAGAGGACCUGGGCUGCAAAAUGUUUCAUGGCAAGAACAUUGGAUGGAGGCGACAAGAUUCAAGCAAACCGCAGGCCGAUACAUAUGGUGUACACGUACAUGCGCUUCGCGAUCCACGCAGAAACGGGCCUUGGAAAGCAAAUCGGCGUAGCGAAACUCCUCGGGAAGUUACUCAACAAUAACCAGAUUCUUGCGGUGGCUUUGACAUGUUUUGACGCCGUCGGCAGCACCCAACCUUCGCCUCGUGGACGCAGCAGGCAUAGCAAACAGGAGGGAUACGGCCAAGACGGCAGCGGGUCACGCAGUGAGGAAUCGAUCUACGACCAGCUUCCAGGGAGCACAUGCUGGCCAAUCUGCACGACUACCGGUCUGGCCACCCCAACAGGCGAGACACGGAGACAGGGUGCGGCCGCCCGCGGAGGCACCCGCGACGGCCCCGGACUGGCCGGAUCGCCCGGUCCGGUGGAGCGUCCUGCCCCUGACCCCUGCUCUGGCGAGCAUUGGGGUGUCCCACGGAAUGACACCUUGAAAUCCGCUAAAUCCAGCGUCAGGGAGCAAGCCUCGUUCUUGGCAGACACCCUCAAGGCGUCGAUGGUGUCCCAGCGUCGUGCAAUUGGGAGGGUCCAGCGCCAUAUCGCUCGAGUUACCUGCAGGCGCUCUUCGUAA